CUGCCCUUGCCUUGCCCCCUCGGCCCAUGCUCAGCACCCCCAGCCCCCUCGCCCAUUGACGACGAGCGGCUUUGGCUCUCGGGGAAGAAGCACGAGAAGGAAGUGGCUUGCUCCAGGCACGCACCUCGCAGACUCGAGCCUCCGCCGCACUCUCCUGCACAUCCGGUUGAGUCCCGACUGUGGGUCACCUCCGCUACAGUCAGAGCCCGGGGGCUGUCUUGCUCACCCCGACUUACUCGCCGCCCUUCCUGCCUUCCGCUUAUCUCUCACCUCGUUCCACUUAUCCGCCGCACCGCUCCUCCUUAUCCACUCAACCGACCUCCUGGCCUGCUGUCCACAACAACAACCACCACCAGCAGCAUCAGCAUCAUGUCUGCUGUCACUGCCUGCGGCCGGGGUUCCCGUGGCUCUGCGCUGACCGCCGCCCGCGCCCUCACCGUGCACACGGGCAACGUGGUGAACCGGGGCGCGCUCAGGAACAAGUACGGCUCUUCCCCCAGCGAGGAGCUGGUGGACUGUGUGAGGAGCACAUUAUCCGAUUGGGCUUCAAAGCUCGACGGGGGAGAGUCGCCUUCGUACCUGGCCCAGGAUGUUUGCGUAUGCCCGGGCACGGAGAAGAUCAGUGCGGAGGAUCGUGACGAUUUGAAAAUAACCGCCAAGAUAUUUUUGCUGGGAGGCGAUGCGCAAGUCAUUAAGCCGGCCGUGGAGAAAGCGUGCAUGGCUCUGGGCGUGUCGCUGCUGGACGCCGUGGUCCUGGCGCCGCCGCCACUGCCUGAGGAGGAGAAGCUGACGGCGGACCGGCUGUCCCCCUACUGGGCCGAGCUGGAGAGCCUCAUCGCCGCACACAAGGUGGCGACCAUCGGCACCUCCGACCUGGACAGCCAACUUCUAGAGGAGCUCUACCACUGGGCACAGGUGAAGCCGGCUAGCAACCAGGUGAACCUGGCCUCCUGCUGCGUCAUGCCGCCCGAGCUGACGGCCUUCGCCAAGGAGUACGACAUCCAGCUGCUGACGCACAACGACCCCACAGAAAUUCUACCGACAAAGUCUUUCCAGGACAUGGUGGCUACUGUGGCGCCUGAACAGGCAGAGGUGUGGACGCCUCUGUGGGUCCUGCGCUACUCGGUGAUAAUCAAGUGUCGCGGGGUCCUCAAGUCCAAGGGUUAUUUCCUGCAGGCACGGAGGGACGCCUGAGUGAGGAGCAGUGACACCGCAACUCCAACUCUCCGCCAAGCUUCGCCAAAACAGGCGACGGCAAACCUUGCCGUAACGAUUCGCUGCUUGGGGUCGUUGCGUACGAAGAUUUACGAAAAAAGAAAAACAUGCAUAAAAUGUUCCCCAUGCCUGCUUUAGCUGCUGCUGUCACCAGCCCUCUGCAAUGAACGAUCGCUACUGGAGAAAUUAACAAAAUGAGUUUCGCAUCGUUUUAAACUAUACAAAUUUUUUUUUCAAAUCUUCUUCCCAUUAUUUACACUUUUUUCUACAAAAUAACUUUGUAUUGCCUUUUUACCUGCACCCUUUGCUUCCCUCCUGUGAUUAAACCAUUGUUAUUUAAUCA
Molecule: messenger RNA, 1558 nt
Organism: Lethenteron reissneri (Far Eastern brook lamprey)
Lineage: Eukaryota; Metazoa; Chordata; Hyperoartia; Petromyzontiformes; Petromyzontidae
Gene: GCLM
Product: glutamate-cysteine ligase modifier subunit
Biological process (GO): glutathione biosynthetic process
Cellular component (GO): glutamate-cysteine ligase complex
Molecular function (GO): enzyme regulator activity; glutamate-cysteine ligase catalytic subunit binding
Source: RefSeq, a predicted model, not a curated record